AUGGAGGCGGAUGAAGCACAACUAAUCUACGAAUUGCGAAAUGUUGGGUAUGAUGGGCCAUUCCUCGAUCAGAACUAUGCGUCUACGGCAAUUUUUGCGGGUCCCCAGAGUGGCGAGUUUCAGGACAUUGUUAUUUGGCUGACGGAGGAAAUAAGAGUGCUUGGCAAGCUGGACGAAAGAGUCGGCAAAAGCGACGAUGCGAAUUCGUUUGUGUUGGAGCUGUCGGCGUUUUUGAAGGAGCUCACAUGUCCGUACUCUAGUUUAACAUCCGGCCAUGUGUCCGAUCGGUUGCAGACGCUGGAAUCGAAGCUGCUGCUGUUGGAUUAUCUUAUCAACGAGCUAAUGGCAUUUAAAAUGCUAGAGUCACUGAAACCGAAGGAAAAAUCCACUGUCAUUACGCUUCACGAAUCGCCUACCGCCGCAGCGCUGAAGGACAUUUGCAUAACGCUCGGUAUGGGAAAACCGCCGAACAAUGUACCACCGAAAGCACUGUUCGAACGGAUCAAUACCAGCUUGGAUGAAACGAUUCGUAAGGCCGGUGAGAAUCGCCUCAGCAAACCACUGUUCUGUCCGAAGGAACGUUUGACCGCGGAGCAGUGGUCCAAGCUGGAGAAGCUUCAGAAAGAUCUGGACAAUGAGUAUGAUCUGCGAAGAAAGAUGCUGCUCACACGGCUGGACGUAACGGUUCAAAGCUUCAAAUGGUCGAACCGCGUAAAGGACAAGGAACAGAUCAUUGCUGAACGGUACGCUGAGAAACGAAAGGUGCUUGACACACUGGAGGCAGGUGGCCGAGAUACAGACAUUGCGGCGUUGCUAGCCGCUCGAGAAACCCUUGCCAUCAUCGAGAAGACGAGCAGUGCGUCCGUGCGGAAGAACACGAAAAGUAAAAUCCAGCGUCACAUUAUUGGGCGUGUGCCGGAUCGAGGUGGGCGUGCGUACGAACAUAACCCACCACCGCUGGAAAUGCCAUCCUGGCAAACUCAACGCAAUACGGGCGGUGGUGGAGGUGGCCGUGGUGGUUUCGGCGGAGGCAGGGGUGGUGGCCGAGGUGGUGGUGGAGGAUUUCAGCAACAGCAGGGAAACUAUUCCAACAAGGGCUAUAACCAGGGUGGUCAAAGCUAUCAUCAAGGCGGUCGAGGAGGUGGUGGCGGAGGAGGUUACAAUCAGGGUGGUGGAAGUGUUGCCGGGAAUGGUACUGGCAAUGGUGGCGGUUUCCACCAGGGAGGUGGUGGAGGCCAUAACCAGAAUCGUGGAAGUCGGGUUCAAGGUGGCUGGUCACAACCUCAACAAGAUUACAAUCAUACCGGCUACGGAUCGGGUUCGGGACGUAGUAGCUACAGUGGUAACAGCGAUCAGUACAGUAACCAUUCUGGGAGCAGUCGUACCAGUUACAAUGACCAUCGUGGCAGUUACAGCGAUCGAGGUUUUGGAGGUGAUCGUGGUUAUGGUGGUGAUCAUCGUGGCGGAGGUUACGCUGGUGACCGGGGUGGUAGUGCUGGUGGCUAUGGAGACAACCGCAACAACUACGACAAUGAGUACAAUAGCCGAGGUGGUGGCCGUGGUGGUGGUGGUCGUUCCAAUUACAAUCGAGGGGGUGGACGACGUUAAGCAGCUUUCAUCACGUUCCACAAGCAUUUUCAAUUCGUUUCCUGGCC
This is a messenger RNA of Anopheles marshallii, 1655 nucleotides long. Its product is annotated as protein FAM98B. The record is from RefSeq and is a predicted model, not a curated record. The transcript is spliced from 4 exons. Bases 1 to 1608 code for a protein of 535 amino acids. Gene Ontology annotation, cellular component: tRNA-splicing ligase complex. Lineage: Eukaryota; Metazoa; Arthropoda; Insecta; Diptera; Culicidae.